AUGACGCCUGAAGAAGAUCAACGACUAGGUGGCGUGGUAAUUUAUGAAGACUACCCCAUCACCGCCGCCAGAGCCAAACGCGAGGCUCGCAAAUAUAUUCCUCGCACAAAUAUCAACCUUGACGCUCGACAGCCGCAACAUGCUCACGAUGUCAGCAGACGUUCCUGGCAUCAAUCGGACUUAUUGCACAUCCUCUUACCAAAUGCAGCACCCGGCCGUCACCACAACAUGUUCGGCCGUCCCCCCAACAACCCUGCGGAUACCAUCCAUGCCCUUAUCCUUAUUCCAUCCACAACCUGCGGUAAGACAACCGCCGUCAACGCCAUACCAUCCAAUACUUCGCCACCUAUAUCACGCAACAUCAUCAUCAUCCACCACCACCACCACCACCACCACCCACACCACAAGCACCCAACUGCCACCUCCCACGCAAGUAAGAAUUGCAAGUCUCGCCUCCGUUUCCAUGCGACCCCUCUGCUGCAUGUGUGAUUUGAAUAUGAGACUAUCGUGACGCGUCAAUUGAUGUGACAUGGAUGGAUGCUGACUGUGGCCUAAGCCAGUGCACGUAAACUGCCUGGUUGUGAGUACAGUUAUUGAGUGCGUACUGGUGGUUUCCGAAGCAGGUUGAAUCGGCUCCUUCUUAACCUGACCUACGGCACCCUGAGUCAGGUGAGAUGUAGGUCACGUGACACAUGUUUUCCAAAUUUCUGGUGCCUUUGUGUGGAGGGUCAGGUGGUGUAUGUAGGGGCACGCAGAGAAUGCCAUUAGACAUUGAAUCCAGAUAACUCACCGGCUCGGACUAUGGCUGGGGCCAGUAAAUGGGAAGGGAGAGAGAGGUCGACGCCUCAGCGCAUUUUCCUCAUUAUUAACCGUCUGACGCGCUUGAAUAUAUCAAUGUGUGCUAAAAGCCGAGGCUUGGAAUGCUGCCGACUGGCAGUAAAAUGUGGUACUAGCAGUCAGCUCAGGUAUGUCCUGUUGUAAGUCCACUUGAUGCUACUAUUCGGUCGCUCACUUGCACGCACGUGUAGACAACGUCCAGCAUUCAUUCCUCCUCCUCCUCAUUGCCCUCACCCUCAAAGUCACUUCUCUUCCGCACUUUUCCUCACUUCGUCUGCUACACCCUCGAGGCCACUAAGUACGUACUCCUCAUUAUUUGCCAUUGUAUGCACCUAUGUGUUUCUCCUUCCGGUGAGUUAACCACCAAUCUGCCUAAUUUUUCCGCUCCCAUUUUUUUCAUUUCAACAACCUGUUGGCUUAGCCGGGGAGGGGAUUUUCUCCGCAUCCCGUCUCUCUACACUUCCCCCAUUCUAACCACCCGCCCACCGACUUCAAAUGUCCUAUGACGAGAGCGAUAGUAAUCGCGUAUCGGCCCAUGCAAACUUGUGUCGUUCUUUCACUGAACAAAUUCGUAGCACAUACUAGAGUUUGGCGGCCGUCUGGCAUGUCUGUGUAGCUAGCCAUAUGCAGCUAUAUGCUCGCUCCGAUGACACCCAUCAUCUAUAGGUGUGCUUUACCAGACAUUGGCUAAAUGCAGGCAAACGCGUGUAAGGAAACAAUGCUAAUACCGAUUUCCGAGUGCAUCAUGUCGGCUGUGGUUGAUGAGCUGGUUGAAGUCUCCUCGUCGUUUUCGUCGUGAUGCAGAUCUGAAACGGACAAGACGGCUUUUACAUGCGUAUGGAGUAUAUGCUGGUCCACUUGAUGAGGAGAAUAGGAGGAAGCAAGUGUAAUGGCCUGAUGUGCAUUGCAAUGCUUAUUUGACGCCAGUUAGCAUGGUUGAUUUGCAUGAACUGGCCAGCUAAUACGGCAGGAUAGUGACGAUUUCUGCCAAGUUGUGAACAGUUCUUAUGCAGGCACAAAACGGUCUUCUAGCGGAAGCACUUCGACAUCAACGCACUCCAUCGGUAUGCUGUUGCACUGACUACCUAUCUCAUCUUCCCACUGGUCUCGUCAUACAAUAUAUUGCUGGCCUAUGUGACACGCAGUAUUCGUGUUACGCGUCCGUCUACAUUUCCAGUCUUUGGCUAAAUGCAGGCAAACAGGGGUAAGUAGACAGUGCGAAUACCGGAUUCCGUUGUGGGCGACUGCGAUUGCGACAUGUCGGAUGUGGUUGAUGAGGAGGAAGAGGUGUCCUGUUCGUCAUCGGACAGGCCUGAAAUGGACAAGAGGGCAUUAAAUAAGGCAUUCGCUCGCCUAAUAAUCAAUAUCAUGAUGAGCAUUCGUUCUGUUCAAAAGGAAGUGCCCAAGAUUUCACGGACGCCACAAUUGUACAUCUCUAUAAUCCGAAAGGCAGUCGUGGGCUCUGCGAUAAUCACCGAGGAAUCUCCCUGCCUGACAUCGCCGGAAAGCAGUGCGGCUUCCACCGACGUCAGGAAACCAUCGACAUCAUCUUUGUCGUUCGCCAGCUACAGCAUAAGUACCAGGAGAUGUCGACCUACCUCUAGUCAACCUUCGUGCAUCCGACGAAUGACGUCGUCAGGGUUGAGCACGAAAAACUAGGGAAAAAUCAUACAGAAUUUCGUCUGUUCUCAACGAUUCACUUCAGACAGAGCGCCCUCCCCUGAACUACCACUAACAUCCUCUACCUCCACCACAUCUCACCCUUCUUCUUCUUCUUCUUCUUCUUCUGCUUCUCCUUCUUGUUCUUCUUCUUCUUCUUCUUCUUCUUCUUCUUCUCAUUUUUCUUUUUUUUUCUUCUUUUUCUUCUUCUUCUUCUACUUUUUCUUCUUCUUCUUUUCCUUCUUCUUCUUCUUCUUCUUCUUCUUCUUCUUCUUCUUCUUCUUUUCCUUCUUCUCCUUCUUCUUCUUCUUCUUCUUCUUCUUCUUCUUCCUCUUCUUCUGCUUCUUCUUCUUCUUCUUCUUCUUCUUCUUCUCCUUCUUCUUCUCCUCCUCCAACUCCUACUCCACCACCUCCACCACAACCACCACAGCUAUCAUCAAUCGCCUCAACUUCCGCUGCGGGGCUCCAGUUCAGACUACCACACACCCAUGUCUGACGGUCCAACCACGCGUCAGGCGACGUGUUUUGAGAGGAUGCGACUGA
This is a messenger RNA of Spirometra erinaceieuropaei, 3039 nucleotides long. The record is from the annotation of a GenBank genome assembly. Lineage: Eukaryota; Metazoa; Platyhelminthes; Cestoda; Diphyllobothriidea; Diphyllobothriidae.